UCAAAGCGUGUCGUCAGAGACCAACUCUGAUUUUAAGCAGAUAAACAAUUCUGUUUUCGUUUUACCGAUACCAUUAACGAAAGACUUAGGAGUAAAUUAAUUUUAUAGAAGAGGAUUAGGUUUCACCUAAUCUUUGCAGUAAUUAUAAUUGUUUACCGUUGCAUCUACGUUCUCCAACUUUAUUAAAGUUAACGCUAUUUGGUUUGGUCAAACAUUCUUUUGCAACCUCGUGUCUCGAGACCGUCGAAUCUGUCUCUUUAUGACAUCAUUUGUUUUCAUUUAUAAAGAAACAAAACAAGUGAUACUGUAAAAAAUCUGCAAUUCUGCAUCCUCCCUACCUCCUCUCUCAGCUUCAUAUCUCUCUCAACCAAGCAAACAAGAAGUGGAAGAAGGAAUCCUUUUGCAUUUUUGGACAUUUUCUGUUUCCAAAUUGUGUGUGAAGCUGCUUAGAUGACUUGGUUUCUUCUUCCAACGUUGGUAGCUUGUUGUGUUUGUAAGAUCUGAGAUGGGCGAGCCGCUAGGACUGCUCCAGGUGACUGUUAUUCGAGGAAAGAAACUGGUUAUCAGAGACUUCAAGUCAAGUGAUCCUUACGUGAUUGUCAAACUGGGAACUGAGUCAGCCAAGACCAAAGUGAUCAACAACUGCUUGAAUCCUGUGUGGGAUGAGGAACUGAGCUUUACACUCAAAGACCCUGCAGCAGUUCUCUCAUUGGAAGUGUUUGAUAAAGAUAGGUUCAAGGCAGAUGACAAGAUGGGUCAUGCCACUCUCAGCCUUCAACCGCUCAUCUCAGUAGCCAGGCUAAGGCAUAUAGUGCGUGUCUCCUCUGGCGAGACAACUCUUAGGAAAGUGUUACCUGAUUCUGACAACUGUGUAUCUCGGGAGAGCACAAUCAGCUGCAUAGACGGAGAGGUGGUGCAGAGCGUGUGGCUGAAGCUGUGCGCUGUUGAAUCGGGUGAGAUUGAGUUGAAGAUCAAGUUGAUCGAUCGUCCUGGAACAAAGUAGAAUGAAUGCACAUGUGUGGGGGUAAUGUUAGUUUGUAGCAAGCAACUCGUUUGUCUAGUGAUAACUGCAACAUGUAAUGGUCUUUGUGUUCCAAAUGAGUGUGAAAUGGCUUUCAAGGCUUUAAAGCUUUUUGCCUUUGUUCCACAACAUGUAAUGCCAAUUAAUGUUUUCUCAAUACAAGUCUCUUAAUGUCAA
Brassica rapa (field mustard) is the source of this 1198-nucleotide messenger RNA. RefSeq names its product protein C2-DOMAIN ABA-RELATED 11. The record is from RefSeq and is a predicted model, not a curated record. NCBI's taxonomy places the organism in Eukaryota, Viridiplantae, Streptophyta, Magnoliopsida, Brassicales, Brassicaceae.